This is a messenger RNA of Rhinichthys klamathensis goyatoka, 3339 nucleotides long. RefSeq names its product BTB (POZ) domain containing 11a (gene abtb3a). Lineage: Eukaryota; Metazoa; Chordata; Actinopteri; Cypriniformes; Leuciscidae. The coding region runs from base 132 to 3197 and encodes 1021 amino acids. The transcript is spliced from 17 exons. Gene Ontology annotation, cellular component: nucleosome. The record is from RefSeq and is a predicted model, not a curated record. Gene Ontology annotation, molecular function: structural constituent of chromatin; protein heterodimerization activity; DNA binding.
UGGUGUUUGCUCGUGAAAUUAGGUGGCAAUACAUUCCUAUAUACUGCUCCGAGGAGAGGGCGCGCCACGGGAACGCGCUUUGGGUUUUCUUUAAAAUAUCAGGCAUAAGCCUAACAUUAUGAGGUGCAGCCAUGGCAGGCAAGGGUAAGACAGCGGCGAGGACGCUGGAGGAUUUAACGCUCGAUUCCGGUUAUGGUGGAGCAGCGGAUUCCUUCAGGUCGUCCAGCGUGUCGCUCUGUUGCUCGGACACGCAUCUUUCGUACGCGCAUGGGGGCAACUGCUGGCAUCUGACUGAAUCCAUGCACAGCAGACACAACAGUUUGGACACGGUCAACACCGUCCUGGCGGAAGACACGGAGAUCCUGGAGUGCUCGGGCCAGUGCGCUAAACUGCCCGAGCUGGAGGAGGACGUGCCGUGGAGUCUUGGAGAGGUGGAAGGCGCGCUGCGCAAAGACGAGGAGCUGUGCGUGGGGAACGCGUCGCGGGAGAUCCUAGCCAAGCUCUCCGCGCUGGUCAGCCGCACGCUGGUGAGGAUCGCCCGGGAGGCUCAGCGCCUGAGCCUGCGUUACGCAAGAUGCACGAAGCACGAGAUCCAGAGCGCCAUCAAAAUGGUCCUCUCGUGGACCAUCUCCGUGAACUGCAUCACUGCGGCGCUCAGCGCGCUGUCGCUUUACAACAUGAGCACGGGUGAUAAGUUCAGCAGGGGCAAAAAUGCCCGAUGCGGACUCGUCUUCUCCGUAGGGAAGUUCUUCAGGUGGAUGGUGGAUAGCCGGGUGGCCCUGCGCAUCCAUGAGCACGCGGCGAUCUACCUGUGCGCCUGUAUGGAGAGCCUGUUCAGAGAGCUGUUCAUCCGUGUGCAGAGGAGCGCGCUGGUGGAGAAGGAGAACGGAGUGCCAAAGUUUUCAGUGGAGUCCCUGGAACAGGCCAUAAAUAACGAUUCGGAGCUGUGGGGUCUCUUGCAGCCGUACCAGCACCUCAUUUGUGGCAAGAACGCAAGCGGUGUACUGAGCCUGCCGGACAGUCUGAACCUGCACCGUGACCAGCAGCGAGCAGGGAAAACCGGAGAGGGCCAUGCCUACAGCCAGGCUGAACUCCGCACCAUUGAACAGUCCCUCCUGGCGACCCGUGUGGGGAGCAUUGCAGAGCUCAGUGACCUGGUGUCUCGAGCCAUGCAUCAACUUCAGCCUCUGCACAUCAUGAACCCCAGCAAUGGAACGCCCGUACACGAGAACCGCACCGGCACCCUGCACUGGGAACCGGAAGCCCUCUACACGCUCUGCUACUUCAUGCACUGUCCUCAGAUGGAGUGGGAAAACCCUAAUGUUGAACCCUCAAAGAUUACCCUGCAUACUGAGAGGCCGUUCCUGGUCCUGCCUCCACUGAUGGAAUGGAUCCGGGUGGCCGUGGCGCACACAGAACACCGCCGAAGCUUCUCUGUGGACAGUGAUGAUGUACGUCAGGCAGCCCGACUGCUGUUACCCGGGGUGGACUGUGAGCCGCGGCAGCUGAAAGCAGAUGACUGCUUCUGUACCACAAGGAAACUGGACGCUGCAUCCACAGAAGCAAAAUUCCUGCAGGACCUGGGCUUCCGGAUGCUCAACUGUGGACGAACUGACCUGGUCAAGCAAGCAGUCAAUCUGCUCGGGCCAGAUGGCAUUAACAGUAUGAGUGAACAGGGCAUGACCCCUCUCAUGUACGCGUGCGUCCGUGGGGACGAGGCCAUGGUGCAAAUGCUGCUGGACGCUGGGGCAGACAUUAACAGUGAGGUGCCCAGCUCACUACACAAGCACCCCUCAGUUUAUCCUGACACCAGGCAGGGGACUCCACUCACAUUCGCCGUGUUACACGGACACGUCCCUGUCGUGCAGCUUCUACUGGAUGCCAGAGCUAACGCGGAGGGAGCGGUUCAAGAAGGCACAGAGAAUUACACUGAGACGCCACUUCAAUUGGCGUCUGCGGCAGGCAACUUUGAGCUGGUCAGUCUGCUUUUGGAAAGGGGAGCAGACCCUUUGAUUGGCACCACUUACCGUAAUGGCAUUUCCUCUGGUCCGCUGGGUGAAAUGAACUCAUACAGCCUGGCAGCAGCACAUGGACACAGGAACGUGUUCCGGAAGCUUCUGUCCCAGGUGGAAAAGGACAAGGGGGACGUGCUGUCUCUGGAGGAGAUCCUAGCUGAGGGCUCAGAGGUCGUAGAGAGGAGAGCACCACAGAACGAAGGCACCCUCCGGACAGGCAAGGCCAAACUAAGAGCCCUCCGCGAGGCCAUGUACCACAGUGCCGAGCACGGCCACGUGGACAUUACCAUAGACAUCCGCAGCCUGGGCGUGCCGUGGACCCUGCACACGUGGCUGGAGUCCCUGCGGACGUGUUUCGUGCAGCAGCGGCGGCCGCUGAUCCAAGGCCUGCUGAAGGACUUCACCUGCAUUAAAGAAGACGAGUACACAGAGGAACUUAUCACGCACGGACUGCCACUCAUGUUCCAGAUCCUUCGAGCCAGCAAGAAUGAGGUGAUCAGCCAGCAGCUGUCAGUAAUCUUUACCCAAUGCUACGGGCCUUUCCCAAUCCCCAAACUCACAGAGAUCAAAAAGAAGCAAACGUCACGUUUGGAUCCACACUUUCUCAACAAUAAAGAGAUGUCUGACGUGACGUUUCUGGUGGAAGGAAAGCCCUUUUAUGCCCAUAAAGUGCUGCUCUUUACUGCCUCAGCAAGGUUUAAGUCUCUGCUCUCUAACAGACCAGCAGCUGAGAACACGUGCAUCGAGAUCAGUCAUGUCAAGUACAACAUUUUUCAGCUGGUAAUGCAGUACCUCUACUGUGGCGGCACUGAGUCACUGCACAUCAGGAACACUGAAAUUAUGGAGCUCCUGUCUUCAGCCAAAUUCUUCCAACUUGAGGCUCUCCAAAGACACUGUGAAAUCAUCUGCUCCAAGAACAUCACGACCGACACCUGCGUGGACAUAUACAAACAUGCCAAGUUCCUGGGGGCCUUGGAGCUGGCAGCCUUCAUCGAGGGCUACUUCCUGAAGAACAUGGUGCUCCUGAUCGAGCUGGAGAACUUUAAGCAGCUACUGUAUGAGGUUCCUGCGGAGAGCCCCGGUCCAGGCCCGUCCUACGACGUCCUCCAUGACCUCGAGAGAACCCUGGCCCUGCGCAUCCGCUCCAUCCAUCUCUCAACCUCCAAGGGCUCCAUCGUGUGACACGUUCUCCAUGCUCAUGCCAACUGUUCCUUACAGCGGUUUCAUCAAGAGCUCCAUUAUUGUGUGCCAACCACUUGGAGACAUUUCAAACAUCACCGCCGACAUGACAAGCACCUGCCCGACGGGAUGAACUGUAGGGAAG